Molecule: messenger RNA, 6522 nt
Organism: Triplophysa dalaica
Lineage: Eukaryota; Metazoa; Chordata; Actinopteri; Cypriniformes; Nemacheilidae
Product: eukaryotic translation initiation factor 4 gamma 1-like
Exons: 31
Coding region: 186-5348 (1720 amino acids)
Cellular component (GO): eukaryotic translation initiation factor 4F complex
Molecular function (GO): mRNA binding; protein binding; translation initiation factor activity
Source: RefSeq, a predicted model, not a curated record
GCCGGUUUCCGCCGGAAAAGGUUCCGUCCGGUCCAGGCGGUUCUACGUCUCUUUCUGCUUCCUUUACCAAUUGGUAAUAAUCCAUUGAUCCGGUACAGAUCCGGAGAGGUACCGAAGCUGAACGAUAAACUCCUGUCCGGUUUUGUAAGUAGGUGCUGCGUCUCAAUGCAGAUGUUUCGGGUGAAAUGAAUAAGGCACCUCAGCCUCUGUCUGGACCCCCAUCCGCCCCGUCCCAUCCCUCCGUCCCGCUCCCAGCACCCUCCCCGGGUCUGUCCCAGCCCAGUUUUCCUUCCGCUCCACCUUCAGUUGUUUUCGGCACCCCUCCACCACAAAUGAACCCCUCCGCCCAACCCCGACAGUUUGCCUCGGGUCCUAGAGCUUUACCACAACAGGGUGGAUUCAGGUCGCUGCAGCCGUACUAUGCCAGUCGGCCCACUUUACCUGCCAAUUCUGGGCGUGUUCAGUCGAGCCCCGCCCCUCACACAAUUCCCCCUCAACACGGAGCACGGCCGGCUCAUGUGUUCCAGUCUGGCCCCUCCCAAAUGAUGAUGAUUCCCCAGCAAUCAAUCAGCUUCCCAAACACGCAAGGCACCGCCUUCUACAUACCCGGCCAGUACCGCCCCUCUUACGUGACCCCUCAGCAGUAUCAGGUGGCCGGUUCUCCUGGUUUUUACCCUGGUACCAGUCCAGGUGAUUAUGCUGGAGCGUAUUACCCCGCUCAGCCCCAGUUCACACCCCCUGUUCCCCCUGCACCCGUUUUGAUGAGCCCAGCUCCACAGCAGCAGCAAGCCCCGCCUCCUCCACAGCAGCAAGCCCCGCCCAAACGGGAACGCAAGCAGAUAAGAAUUAGGGACCCUAAUCAAGGAGGUCGUGACAUCACGGAAGAGAUAAUGUCAGGAGGUCACAGCGGAUUAACACCUACACCUCCUCAGCCUAACGGAGAUAACGCCUCACCUGUGGUGGUCAUGGCAACCAGAGCGGAGUUUCCCAUCCCUCCAGGUGAAAGCCCUGUACCCGAUGCUCCGCCCACUCCCCCUCCCACCAGUCCAUUAGACGAUACGGUGGAUGCUCCGCCCCCCGAAUCUGCAGACGAUACCUUCGUGGCGUCCGCUCUGUUGGAAGCGGCCAUGGAAGUCGAACAGGAAAAACCCACCCCCUCCAGUUCUAACGGUGCAGGUGACGCACCCCCUAAAGGUAAAGAGGAUGAGCCAGUGCUGGAGAUCCCGCCUAUCCCCACUCUGCAGGCGGAGCCAGCGCUGGAAUCUCCAAUAGCGCAGCCAGAAGAGCUUCAGCUUUUCAACGGCGGAGAAGCGCCGGCAAAUCUAGCUCAAAAGGCAUACAGAGACGUAAGCCCUAUCGCCGAACCCGAUGUCACUGAGGAAGCUCCACCCGUUACCACGGAAACGCCUGUUAGGACAGUCAAAGAAACCCCUCCACAGGUUGUCGAAGAAACGGUUGCUAAGGAAGUGCCAGCUCCAGUUGUUAAGGAGCCUAUUCCUCCGGUUGUUAAGGAGCCUAUUCCUCCGGUUGUUAAGGAGCCUAUUCCUCCGGUUGUUAAGGAGCCUAUUCCUCCGGUUGUUAAGGAGCCUAUUCCUCUGGUUGUCAAGGAGACCCCUGCUCCUGUUAUAAAGGAGACUCCUGCUGUCGUCAAGGAAACCUCUCCUGUGGUUGCUGUGGAAAUGCCCGAGCCGGUUGAUAAGGAAGCAUCUCAGAAGGUUGUCCAGGAGACUGCUGUCAAAGAAACGGGUGAAAAACAAACUCCGGAAAGUGUCGUUAGCGAGCCGCUGCCUCCUGUUGCCAAGGAAACCGAUAAACGGGUUGUCAAGGAAACCUCUGAGGCGGUUGUCAAGGAGCCCGCUGCCCCGUCAGAGGUUGCUGUGGAUGUUUCAAAAGCCAAGCCCCCUCCGGCCGAUGAGCGAGAGGAUGUUCCGACUCCGCAGGCCGUUCUCUCUGAGAGUACCAUGACAGCCAUUUCUGUGCCAAAGAAGAAAAGAAAAUUCAAAGAGUUGAAUAAGAGAGAGGCCGGUGAUAUGCUCGAUGCCUUUAAAGAGCCUCCUCCCCCUGAGCCUGAGGCCGCACCCCCGGUGAAGGCGGAGCCAGAGCUUGUUGCUCCAGUGGCCCCGCCCCCUGCAGAAGAUGUGGAUGAGACAUGGGAGGAGAAAGAAGAUAAACUCGAUGCUGAAAACAUCAGGCCACAGAGCCCCGCCACGCCCACUGAUCUGAAGUACCAGUAUAAAGAAGAUCAAUGGAAACCUAUAGACCCAGAGGAGAAGAAGAAAUAUGACCGAGAGUUUCUGCUGGGCUUCCAGUUCAUCAGUGCCAGUAUGCACAAGCCUGAGGGUUUGCCACAAAUCAGUGAUGUCGUUCUGGACAAGGCCAAUAAAGCUCCUCUGAGGCAGCUGGAUCCCAGUCGUUUGCCUGGAAUGAACUGUGGUCCGGAUUUCACCCCGUCAUUCGCCAACCUUGGCCGUCCGUCAGCCGGUGGGCGUGGCCCGCCGUCAGGUCUGGGCGGCCCCCGGCGUUCGGGUCAGGGCCAGCGGGGUAAAGAGCCUCGUAAGAUCAUCACCAGCAUGUCUCUCGGCGAGGACAUUCAACUGAAUAAGGCGGAGAAGGCGUGGAAGCCGUCGGUUAAGCACAGCAGUCGAGUGGAGGAAGACGACGCAGAUGCGCCCAAGACGCAGGAGCUGUUUAAGCGUGUUCGUAGCGUGUUGAAUAAACUGACGCCGCAGAUGUUUCAGCCGUUGAUGAAGCAGGUGACUGACAUGACCAUCGACACAGAAGAGCGCCUGAAGGGAGUCAUCGACCUGAUCUUUGAGAAAGCCAUCUCUGAACCAAACUUCUCCGUCGCUUACGCCAACAUGUGCCGCUGCCUUAUAGCGCUAAAGGUUCCCACCUCUGAUAAACCAGGAGUGACAGUGAACUUCAGGAAGCUGUUGUUGAAUCGCUGUCAGAAGGAGUUUGAGAAAGACAAAGAUGAUGAUGAAAAUUUUGAGAAGAAACAGAAAGAAUUGGAUGCUGCCACAGUGGAAGAGGUGAAGCAAAAGUUGAAGGAUGAGCUUGAGGAAGAGAAAGACAAAGCUCGACGACGGUCGCUAGGAAACAUCAAGUUCAUUGGCGAGCUGUUCAAACUGAAGAUGUUAACAGAGAACAUCAUGCACGACUGUAUCGUCAAGCUGCUGAAGAACCAUGACCCGGAGAGUCUCGAGUGUCUCUGUCGUCUGCUCUCCACCAUCGGCAAAGAUCUCGACUUCGAGAAGGCUAAGCCUCGAAUGGAUCAGUAUUUCAAUCAGAUGGAGAAAAUUAUCAAAGAUAGGAAAACAUCUUCCAGAAUCCGCUUCAUGUUGCAGGACGUCAUCGACCUAAGACGGAGUAACUGGGUGCCACGCAGAGGAGAUCUGGGUCCGAAGACCAUCGAGCAGAUUCACAAGGAGGCUGAGCUUGAGGAGCACAGAGAGCAUGUCAAAGUCCAACAGCUCAUGUCUAAGAAGGAUGGCAGAGGAGGAGGAGGAGGAGGAGGAGGAGGCGGCGGCGGCGGUGGCGGCGGUGGAGGAGGUGGAGGAGGAGGAGGAGGAGGAGGAGGAGGAGGAGGAGGAAGUGGAAUGGGUGGUCAGGGAUCUCGGGGUGGGCAGCAUACCCCUGGUUCCCGUGGAAACCAGACGCCUGACGACGGCUGGAACACGGUGCCCAUUUCCACCAAAAACAGACCCAUCGACCCCACUCGACUCAGCAAGAUUACCAAGCCUGGCGCUUUGGACUUUAAUAAUCAGCUUCUUGCCCCUGGAGGUAAGGGCACAUGGGGCAGUUGGGGUAAAGGCAGUAGCGGCGGCUCCGGAGCGAAACCCAGCGACGGCGCUCAGGACACUGGUCGCCCGAGCAAUCUGAACCGCUUCUCAGCGCUCCAACAGCAGUCCGCGUCUUCCUCAUCCUCAAACAUGGAGUCUGACAGGCGGGUUCCUCAAAGGAACAGCUCCAGUCGGGAACGCUUUGACCGCCGCGACGAGCGCGGGGAUCGGGGAAGCGACCGCUACGAUCGCCGUGACGACCGGCAGGACCGGAAUCGCCCCGCCAUCGGCAAGCGAAGCUUCAGCCGUGAUAAGGACGAGAGGAGUCGGGAGAGAGAUCAGCGUCCGGCGGAAACGGUCCGGAGAGUGUCCAGCAUGACGGACGAGCGGAGAGAGAGAGACCGCGGCACCCGGGAGAUAGUGAAGAGAGAGACUGCUCCCACUCCACCACCUGCUUCAACCAAACCUGCGCUGACCGAAGAAGAACUGGAGAAGAAAACAACAGCCAUCAUAGAGGAAUACCUACACAUCAAUGACAUCAAGGAGGCGCUGCAGUGUGUGGUGGAGUUGAACUGCACGUCCUUGUUGUCCGUGUUUGUGCGGGCGGGAAUCGAGUCGACUCUGGAGCGCAGCGCCAUCGCUAGAGAGCACUUGGGUUUACUGUUCCACCAGCUCAUCAAAACACAAACACUAUCAACACAACAGUAUUAUAAAGGGUUGGAGGAGGUUCUGGAGGUGGCGGAAGACAUGGCUAUUGAUAUUCCUCACAUCUGGCUGUAUCUGGCUGAACUCAUCUGUCCUGUGCUGCACGAGGGGGGCAUUCCCAUGGGCCCACUCUUCAGGGAAGUGGCAAAACCUCUGCUGCCGUUUGGGAAAGCUGGAGUUUUACUGGCGGAGAUUUUCAAACUUCUCUGUAAAGGAAUGAGUCUUAAGAAGGUGGGGACGAUGUGGAAGGAGGCGGAGCUUAGCUGGAAAGACUUCCUUCCAGAAGACGAGGAUGUGAAUAAGUUCGUCACGGAAAAGGGAGUGGAGUUGACUUUGGAUGAGGAGUGUGUGAGUAAGAGCAGUAAAUCGUCUCUGAGCACAGAGGAGAUCUCGCGGGAGCUCGAGCGACUCCUGCAGGAGAAAGCCGACAACCAGAGGAUCUUUGAUUGGGUGGAGGCCAACCUGGAUGAGCAGCAAGCAGCUUCUGAUGGGUUUGUGCGAGCGGUGAUGAUGGCGGUUUGUCAGGCGGCCAUCGUCUGUGAUAACCCGUGUAAAGCAGACGCUAAAGUUAUUACCCAGCGGGCCAAGCUGCUUCAGCGCUACAUUACGGAUGAACAGAAGGAGCUUCAAGCGCUUUACGCUUUACAGAAUCUGAUGGUGCAGAUGGAGCAGCCGCCCAAUUUGUUGCGGAUGUUUUUUGACGUGUUGUACGACGAGGACGUGAUCAAAGAGGAUGGCUUCUAUAAAUGGGAGUCCUGUAAAGACCCGGCGGAACAGCAGGGCAAGGGCGUCGCCCUCAAGUCUGUCACCGCCUUCUUUACCUGGCUACGAGAAGCUGACGACGAAUCAGACAACAGCUAGAGCUCUGACCACACCCACUACACAGGAGCAUCAAGGUGGAAAAAAGAACAAAAAACAACAAACAUUGGGAGAUUUUCAAUAAUAAAAUAUUAAGACAUUUUUACUUUACUUUACGUUUUUUUGUUUGUUUGUUUGUUUUUCAAAUUUCAAAAUGCUGUUGAACCGAAAUGACAAUGAAGAGUGUUGGAGGAGUAUAAGCCUUACCUGCUCGCCGAACUUUAUGGGCUUUUAGUCUUUAGCAUUGCCACUUCCUGUGUCACGCCGCUGCCAUGGAGACGUACUCGGAUGACAUCACCGCACUCAGAUGACAUCGCCGCUUGGAAUUCUUCAUUUACGAUGUCACUCGCUGACGUAAAGCUGCUCGGAGUUGCGCGUUUGUUUUUCGAAGCCUGCAGACGUAGUUCGCUGUGGAGCGAGUUGCUGUUAACGGAGGAGAAGUGACGUUUCUUUCUCUCUUGCCUCAGUGUAGAUCUAGCCCAGUGAAUUCAGCUGUUUGUUGUUUUCUACUUUUUUUAUGACUGAAGAAUUUAAGAAAAAAUGCAAACUGCGCCUCCACUUCAGAGCUCUGGACGGGGCGAGCGUGAGAACAUGCGACAAUGUUGAACUUUUUGCUGCUGCUGCUGAUGACGUCGAUGACGUUUCUGUCGGCCGGAUCGGACCUGACGUACGGUUCUCUGAACUUAACACAAAAAAAAAAACAUUAAAAAAGAGGAGCGGAGAGUUGCGUGUGGUGGAUGUUUCGCACACCUCCUGCUGCACGUGUAGUGGACUUUAAAAUCAAAUCAUUAUUACCACUUGAAUAUAUAUAAAUAAAGUCCUUCAGAGGGGUUUAAAGAACACACAACGGCUGGAUGGAGUUUGGAUGAGAAUGAAUACUACAUGCCUUUCAGCGUCCUGCAUUUCAGGAGUGCCCUGUAAAUAUAUUUUUUGUUUCUUUUUUUCCAAUAAUAAAAAAAUCUAACCUUAAUGCCAUUUAAUAAUUUUUCUGUAUUUCAUUUUUUUUCCUUUGCGGUUUAACCACCCGGCUUGUAAAAUGAUUCUAGUUAUUGACAAUAGUUUAAUGAAAUUAUGUAAAUAUUUCUCUUUUUUUUGCUUUACGUAUUUAAUGGAGAGAAAUUAAUGCCUCUUUUCACAUUCAAAACUGGAAAGAUAAUAAAGAAUAUUGCAAUGAAAA